This is a messenger RNA of Salpingoeca rosetta, 8949 nucleotides long. Its product is annotated as serine/threonine protein kinase. Lineage: Eukaryota; Choanoflagellata; Craspedida; Salpingoecidae. The transcript has 19 exons. Gene Ontology annotation, molecular function: protein kinase activity; ATP binding. The coding region runs from base 154 to 8721 and encodes 2855 amino acids. The record is from RefSeq and is a predicted model, not a curated record. Gene Ontology annotation, biological process: protein phosphorylation.
ACGAGCAACCUCGGCCUGCGCUUGGUGCUGUUUGUGUGUCUGUGGUUUGCGUUUGUGUGCGUGCGGCGGCUGACCGCACCAGCAGCGCACACACAACCCUUCCGGGCGUGCACACAACCGGCCAGCUUGUUGCGAGCUGGAAGCACCUGCGGUAUGGACGCAGCCGAGGGCGGCGGCGGCGGUGGCACGGUUGUGCCGACUGCCCAAGCUGAGGUGCAGCACACAGCCGGUGCGGCCAUCCCGGACGAGGCCAAGGAAGAUCCCCUCAGUCCAGACGGAGCGUGGAAGCGCCUCGACUCGCUGAAGAAGCCGCUGUUUGCUGGUGUUGACGCCACGUUCGAAUCCGUCAGCACAAUGACUGGGCACAGUGCGUUUUGGAACGUGUCUCGCAUUGAGACCAAGAUUACGGACCCCGACACUGGCGAACGGCGAGCAAUGACAGCGGAAGAGAUCAACAACACCAAAAUCAACAUUGACACGAUUUUGCGGGCCUGGCGAAACAUUCACGACUAUGGGCUGCUGCGCCUGUACGACCACUGGCACACGGACGCCAGCAGCUACAUUCGCGUGGUCAUCAUCACGGAAAAGGCGGCGGGUGGCUCUGUCAAGAACUACAUCCGGAACCUCGAAACACACACUGAGGAAAAACACGAGAAGUUUGUGGUGAUGAAGCGCUGGUGCCGUCAGCUCGUCGAGACCCUCAAGCUGCUGCACGAGGCCGGGCUGCAUCAUGGCAAUAUCCGACCCAACACCAUGUUCUUUGACAUCAAGGGCGGCAUCAAGCUCUCCUGCGGUUGCUUCACGCGCAUCAAGGAGAUCAACUCGUCAGGCCCCAAAGACGACCGCAUCAGCUUGUCCGAGCUCAUGUACCGCUCCCCGGAAUCCCUCCAGGGGCUCAGCACAGAGACUGCUGACGACAUUUAUGCUGUCGGGAUGGUGCUGACGGAGCUGACAUUUGGCAAGGAGACAUACGCCGAACUCAAGGACCGCCCUGACAAGCUCGAUUACAAGCUUGAGCACCGUGUGCCUGCAUGCAUCACGAAGAAGAUCACGGAGGACCAGCAUGCCAAGGAUCUGAUUGGCUCACAGCGCGGCAGACUGCUGGAGUUUCUGCUUCAUCUCCUGUCUGAGGAACCGACAAUUGAGUCCAUUCAGAAGCAGUCCUGGGUGUUUGAGGUGCCGAGCCUGACGAUGAUGUGCAUGCUGUAUCUUCGCGAGGUUGGCGCGUUCAACGUGAAGAACCGGCACAUGACGCAAGCCAUCAUGUCGCACUUUCGUCAGCAGUACACGCGCAGACGCAAGGAUGGCGCCAACAAAGAGAACGCAGCAGCGCUUGGGGACCGGGCAAAGGCACAAUCGGCCUGCUUGCACACGCGCACGUGUCAGUGCGCCCCAAUCCACUGCUCCUUCUCUGGCAACUACGACUGGCACCCACAGGAGGUCGAGUUCAAGGAGCUUGCCGAGCUGCGGAUGUUUGCUGGCCUCGACAAGCCCCUUAGUCGCCGCGUGGACGGUGUGACUGGUGUGCGCAUCUACCUGAGCAAAGCAAGCCAGGAACCGCGCCGCGGGGAAUACGGCUCGCACCUCAACGCCAUCGCCAUCCCUACAAACAAGCAGGAUGUGCCGAGCUAUCUCGGACCAUAUCUCCACAAGCUCAAGCAACCAGAGGACCAGCUCAUCGUCGAGCUGCACCUGCGCCUGCUUCCCGUGCAGCUGCCCGACGUGGCGACGCGUAGGUCGCCGUCUGCAGCGCAACAGGGCCGUGAUGAAACCAUCCCGGCGCACGCUCUCGCCUCCUCCCGCUCUGUGACCGCAGACAACACCAUGAUCAGUAGCGGCGACGAGCUUGAUGUGAGCGAGGUGCGUGGGCGGCGCGGUGCAAAACGUGGCCAGCAGGCGCAAGGGGAAGGGAAGGGGGAAGAUGAGGAAGAAGGCGGUGACGGCGACGUGUUUCAGGGAAGCACAGCAGCAGAAGGCGAAGGAGACGAAACAAUGGAGGGCAAUGAUGGGGGCGAGCAAGUGGAGUUUGAGCAGUAUGAGCUGAGCACCGUCGAAGAUGUCGGUGACACCAACCAGCAGCAGCAGCCACAACCACAAGGACAACAACAAGAACAGCAGCUAGAGGAGCGCAAGGGUGGCGGUGAUGGUGCUUCUCAGGGCGAACAGGCGCUGCAGCUGCUUGGCUCUGGCACGGAGGAAGUGCUGGCGAUGGAGCUGCCUGUGCCGCGCCACGAGACGACAGAUGACGACCACGACGAAGACGAUGACGAGGACGACUCUGACGAGACAGAGGAGGAGGAUGAGGAGGAGAACAAUGGCCACGGUCAUCAUCAUCACCACCAUCACCAUCACAGCCACCCGCGCCCUCUGCCUGUGGGCGGUGCGCGGCGCAUGGAACGCCGGCGCAGCAGCAGACGCACCAGCAUCCACGCCAUCAUGGAACCGCUCACGUCCGGAGACGAACUGCCUGGAGCCAACUGCCCACAGCAGCAGCAGCGGAAGCAGCAGGGCAAAGUAGGCGGCAGCGAUGGCGGUGACACCAGCGCCAGCAAUGGAGAUGAGGGUGCACCAGGAGCACAUGCUGUCGGCAACGGCGAUGACGCUCAGGCUGUUGAAGAGGGCAAGCCGGCAAUUGUGAUUGAGAGCGCGAGCGAGCGCACAUCAACCGCGUCACCGCCAAGCGAAGCCCCCGAACAGCGACGAGGCAGCGACCAGCAGCGCAGUGCUGAUGGUGAAGGCGACGAUGAUGACGGUGAGCAUUUGAAGGCAAGCGCAUUGACAGAGGAGACGGGCACGGCUGAUGACGAGGAAGUCACAGAUGUGACAGACACGGAGCACGAUGGCGAUGAUGAUGACGACGAUGAUGAUGACGACACAGACACGGAGUGCGAGAACACCUUGUGUGAGGAGACGACGGCGGCGCACGGUGUUGACCUCGUCGCCAUGGAUACCAUCGAGGAUGAUGAUGACGAUGGUGGCCAUGAUGAUGAUGGUGAUGGUGAUGAUGAUGAACAUGGUGAACAUGGUGCAGCUAGUGGAAGCGACGGCAACACGUUGGAAAUUGAUGGAGGAAGGCCAAAGCAGGAAAGUAUGCCCGAUACAGACACAGCUGCCUCAAGCGGGCGUUUGGCAAGCUCCGUUCCCGUGGACAGUAAGCCGCCAUCGCCCAGCGUUGUUGCCGUGUCUGUCCCCUCCUUGAGCGAGCCCCAACCACCCGUCGCACAACCACACGAGCAGCAGCAGCAACAGCAGCAGGCGGAAAGUGCGGGUGGUGGAACAGAAGAGCAAGCCUCGUCUCUCCCUAACUCAGACGUGCCCUCGCGGCUGCACUCGCCACCAGCAGCAUCAACGCCGCAGCGCACUGUUGCGCUGGGAGCGGAGCAGGCGGGGGUGCACCUUGACGAUAUGGUGUUGGAGGAUGGUGGCGCCUCCCAGGGCGACACGGGCCCGUCAACAUCCACACCCGUGGACACAACAGCCGCAGCCGCAACGACGACGGGAGCAACAGACACAGUGGGAACAGAACCAGGCGUGGAGCAAGGGCACGGGCGCCAGGGCCGCCUUGCACCGCCAUCGCCGCUGCGUCUGCCUUCAUCUCACAGCACGCUGGACGGCUCCAGCUUCCACGACUACAGCGACCUGGACGAGUCGUCGGCGGUGUCGUCGCCAGGGAAGGGAUCGCUCUCUGCGAUAUCCGUGGACGUGACGGGCUGUGACAGCCGCGCCAUCUCUGUGGAGGCCGUGGAGGUGCGCCCAGGCCAGAUGUGGGUCGGUGGCAGCCUCAACGCAAGCCUGGCAGAGCGGCCGGUGCCUGGGGGCGAAGGGGAGAAGGAGGAGGAGGAAAUUGGCGCCUCGAACCCAUCAAACCACAACUCGUCGACAGGCACACCGCUGCCGGACAUGCUGCAGCGGGAGCGACAGCUGCGUGGCGGCGUCGUCGUGCACGAGGUCGACCGCCUGGAUGAUGACUCAUCCGAGAGCGAGAGCGCGCACCACCGCAUGCUGACAGCGCCGCCCCCGGCCACGCAGGGCGCGGCGCACCUGUCGCCCAUUGAGGAAGUGCCCGCAACAGAGGUCAUGGUGCUGGAUGCCGGUACUGGCGCUGGCACCAUGCCUGCAGGCAACGAGCAGACACCAUCGUCGCAGCAGCAAGUGGAAGCCCUUGAGGAGCGAGUCGCUGGUGACAACGGCGAUGGUGCCAACGACGGUGGUGACAAUGAAGAUGACCAGGACGAGAAGGUUGAAACUGAUAACGACGACAAUAGGGGCGAUGAUGGCCGUGAUCCGCUGGCUCUGGAUGGCAAGCCGAGCGCCGUUGUCAUUGAUGGCUUUGAGGAAAUUGAUCAAGACGAAGGAGACGAGGAUGACCAAAAAGAAGAAGAAGAAGAAGGGAUUGGCAGCAGCGGGGAAGACGUCGCAGAGCCACAGAAAGGGCACGUCAGGCAGAACACUGGCUCUGGCAUUGUUGUCGAUGUCUCUCGUUCCAUCGAUGGGCUGUCAGACAAGGGCCAAGACGAUGGCACCCAAGGACCGCAAGUUGGUCGUGCAGCCCAGAAUGACGAAUACGACUCCUUCUACCUCUUUCGCAACGUUUCCACCACAAUCCCUGAGCUCUACUCGCCGUUCUCUGAGGCGCUGAAGUUUGUUGGUGAGCUGGUGGAGAUGAACCUGAUCCAGGAGUGUGAUUCGCGUUUCGUGUUCAUCUGCCUCUUCCGCGUGCUGUUUGCCAACAUGAGCGCCGAGCGGCAGGAGGAGUGGCUUCGCAACUGCGAGCGCGAGCUGGACCCGUCCGCUUCCGUGGCCGAUGUGCUCGACACGCCAUCCUCUCCAGACAGCGUAAAGGGCCGUGGCAGCGGUGUUGUCGCCGCUGCCGUUGCUAACGCAGACACCAAGGUCACUGAAGACCAGCAGCAAGCGCAGCAGGACCAGCAGCAACAAGAACCGCGGCCGCGCGAAGAGGAGACAGAGGAGCAAACACAGGAGCGCCAUGGUGACCGCGCCAACGCCGGCGACGGUGAUGAGAGCGGCACAGCCACAAUGGCAGCCGAUGAACCGCAGACACCUGCACUCUCACAACAACACCACCACCACCAGCAACAGCAGCAGCCCGCCGAGGACGGGGAUGUUAGCGACAAGUCGCAGCGCGGGGAGUCGGCCUUCCAUGGCACUGACAGCCGUGAUGACGCUGAUGGUGAUGACAGCCAACCCGGUGGCGACGGUGAUGCCAGGGAUGGUGAUGGCGCGGAAGCAGCUGUUCCUGUCGGACAACCCGGCACUGGCGAUGACAACGAGCACCUGCCAGACACCCCUGCACAGGACGACGACAGCCGUCAUGACGGUAAUGCUGAUGCUGGUGAUGUUGAUGCUGCUCCCGAUGCUAGGGAUGCAGCAGCAGCAGAGGGUCUGUUGGUCCAAGCAAGCAAUGCUGGCCGUGAUGACGACGCAAGUGCCACUCCAACACAAUCGGCGGAUGGUGAGCACCAACAACAACAACAGCAGCAGCAGCAGCAGCAGCAGCAGCAGCAGCAGCAGCAGCAGCAGCAGGAUGCACAGGAGCAGCAGGAGGAUGCACAGCAACAAGAGCAACAAGAGCAGCAGGCGCAGCAAGAUGUGGAGAAGGUGCAAGAAGAGUCAGCUGGCGACCGAAGUGCCCAACCGGGGACACCAAACUCGCGCCUGCACAGCGAGACGGAUGCGCAAAUGGAGCUGCUCUCUGGCGAAGACAAGGACUUGCUGCUUGACGCAUACGAGUCUGUGACCAUGGACGACGAAGGCUGCGUGCUUGAUCCGGCCAUGCUGCUCGGCAAGACGGCUGCGCAGGUGACGCGCGGGCGCAAGUCGCCGCUGACUGUGGCGCAGAAGGGCGUGGUGGCGGAGGACGUGCCCAUCUCGGAACAUCGGGUGGAGAAGCUUGAGGACCACGUGGCCAGCCUGCAGCAACAAGUCAACGAGCUGAAGAAGUGCAUGCCCACAUACGAGUACGAUCGACGCGGCAUUGUGUCGCCGUCGCCUCGCGGGCGCGGUGCUGGUGGUGGCGGCGAUGGUGGUGACCUGCGCUCUGUGAACGCGGUCACGCCCGUGCAUCCCGACAGCAGCAGCGGCGGCAGGCGUGCGGAGCCCGAGGACAAGCCACACGGUGGCAGGCGACAGGAGGCACCCAGCGUCUCGCCCCUGGCCCGCAGCCCACGCCUCAAAGUUCGCGCGCGUGUACAUGAGGAAGCGAGCAGGGCAGCAGCAGCGGAGCAAGAGGUGCAGCGGCUCAAGGCCGAGAUGUCGCGCGUCAAAUCGCUGCUCAGGUUCAUGCUGGGCGAGCGAGUGGAUGUGCUGCCCGAGAAGAUCAACGAUCUGCGGCGGCUGUUCCAGGAGCUCUCGCAAGGGGAGGGUGAUGACGAUGAGGGUGAAGGUGGAGAUGAAGGUGAACAAGGCGCUGGCCCCGGCGGUGGGGGCGGUGGCGUCGAUGAGCAGCGACAGCGGCAGGUGGUGUCCGCUUCGUCGGUGCCCCGCGGCAUGAGCACCGAUGAUGUGGAUUCGUCGGUCAAUUCCCACGCCCAGCAGCAUGUUGAAGGCGCCCAGGGCCGGCAGCAGUCGCAGCUGAGGCAGGGCGAGGCCGUGCAAGAAGGCAAACAAGACGACACAACGCAGCAGCAAUCUCAGGAACAAACUGACAAGCAGGAGCAGCCGGAACAGCUACCGCAGCAACAGCCACAGCUACGGCAAACGCUGGCUGAAGACGCGGGGCAAGGUGGGAGUUUGAGUGUGCAGGGACAGCGGCAAGCAGAUGUUGAACGAGAUCGCACGGGCUCGAUUCGCACAGCGCCACCGGACCUCACAACCACUGAGCCAGUAGAGCAACAACAACAACAACAACAACAACAACAACAACAACAACAACAACAACAACAACAACAACAACAACAACAACAACAACAACAACAACAACAACAACAACAACAACAGGAAGAGGAACAGUCUGAGUUGCCGCGCGCCUUCCCUGCAGCGCCCAUGGCUGUGGCAGGGACUGCUGGCGGCGUUGUGCCUGGCAUGCUCCCUGCGGUUACCCCUCCUGGCUUACCCAUGGCAUUUCCUCAGGGAAUGGCGGGUGCCGGGUAUGUGCAGCCGCAGCUGGGGCUGGUGCAAACAGAGCAAGGCAUGCAAUAUGUGCCGCUCGUGCCGCUGCCUGGCGGGUCGAUCGAGGACACCGAGGGCGUGGCAGAGAUGGCCGUUUCUCAGGACAUGAGCACACAGCAGCAGCAGCAGCAGCAAUUCCAGCAACAGAUGCAGCAGCAACAGCCACAACCCCUGCAGCAGCAGCAGCAGCAGCAGCAAGCACCGCUGAUGCAGCCGCCCAUGUUGCCGAUGCGGGACGCGUCGGGCAUGGCGCGGCCCCGCCACCGCACGCGGGAGAGUGACAGUGAAGGUGCAGCACGGAAACGCGAGAGGAAACCCGACCGCCGGCGCGGUGGUGAGCGGAGACGUGCAAGGGGCGUUGGGUUUGGAUACACAGCCGCACCUGGCCUGCAGCCUACCCUGCGACAAGUUCAACAGCAGCUGUUGCAGGUCCAGCACAUGCUGCAACAGCAGCAACAACUGCAGUUGCUUCAACAGCAACAGCAGCAGCAGCAGCAGCAGCAGCAGUCGCCCGGGCAGAUGCCACCCUUGUUGGCGAACCCGUGGCUUCAAGCGCAGUUGAUGCAGUACCAGCUGUUUCUUCAGCAGCAGCACGCCAUGCAGCAGGAGCAGCGGCGGCGCCAGCAGCGGAGGCGGCGAAGACAGCAGCAGCAGCGCUCGCAGCACCGGCAAACUGAUGACGCUGGCGGCGUUAGCGCGGACCGCAGUCGCACGAGUGGGGCAAAUUUCGCUGCAGCUGUGCCUCCCCCGUUCAUGGCUGGCUUGCAAGGGUACACGAAUCCAGCCUUUAGCUCCGCAGCGCUGGGCGCGUACGGUGGUGGCCUUGGCUCCCCGUAUACAGCCCAGUCCCCAGCGCUUGGGCUGGGGCCGUAUGGGAUGCCGCUGGUGCCAUCGCCGCAACAUGGCAUGGAUGCAAUGGCUGCUAUGGCUGGUGACGAGUAUGGGAACAAUGCUCGUGACGAUGAUGACGAUGGUGAUGAUGAUGACAAUGGCGAUGCUGGGAAUGACAUAGACCGCGAUGACAUUGACGAUGGUGACGAUGAUGAUGACGACAGCAGCGAAGACGAUGAUGACGAUGAUGAUGGUAGUGAUGGUGACGACACGGAAGCUGAUGGCGGUGGGAAUGAAGGCGAUGUGACAGUAGAACAAGGCACGAGCAACAACCUUGUUGGCGGUGAUGCGACUGGUCCAUAUGACUUUGAUGCUCCCUACCAACAACAACAACAACAACAACAACAACAACAACAACAACAACAACAACAACAACAACAACAACAACAACAACAACAACAACAACAACAACAACAACCACAACAACAACAACAGCAACAACAGCCACAACAACAGCCACAACUGCCACAACAGCACCAGCCACAACAACAACAGCAGCCACAACAACAACAGCAGCACCAGCAGCCCGUGUACGGCGUUGUGCAAGGAGACGAUGAUGGCGGAGCAGGUGACGAUGACGAUGCUGAUCGUCGGUUCAUGAGCCCGACGGCGGAGGCGUUGGCGCAGCAGUGCAACAGAGACAACACAGCAGCAACGCAGCAAUGGGCGCAGGCACAACAUGGCAUGGACCAGCAGCAGUAGAUAACAGCUGCCAAAUGUGUUGAAGCUGCUGUCUUGCCGCUGGUGUGAAAUUGUCUUGAUCUUCUCAUGUUUGUUUGCUUUUCGCUCAUGGUUCGUGCGUGUUUUUUGCUGUGGUGCUGUGUGUGGGGUGAUGUGAUUCUGUGUGAUAUGUUGUGGCUGAUGUCUUUAAUUGACGUGGCAACGGGGGUGUGCACGCGUUAGCUGAACCAUAAAACCACCAAAUGGGAA